CUUUUUCCGGGCCUAGCAAAACGAUAACAUUGCUGAAGUCUGAAAGACGAAAAGGAGAACGUGUUAGUCGAAAAUAAAAUAAUUAUUGAAAUCUCUCAGACGUUGCAUUAACAAAUAUGUUGGAAGACCUCAGUAUCAGCGUCUGAAGACUGUUUACGGCAUGUCCUUUGUUUACUAAACACACAUUAGCCAACUGAGCCCAGCGCUGAUUAGGUGUCCUCUGCACAUUGUAUGAGCAAGAUCAUUCACCAUGGAAACCGAAGCAGAGGUUAUUCCUAUUUGGCAGAACAAGCCUCAUGGGUCGACUCGCAGUGUGGUGAGGAGAAUAGGCUCUAUUGUACCCAUGAAACCACCGCCCAGGGCAUGUUUCCAGGAACUUCCAGGUCUCCCUCCUCUGCGGCCCAUGGAUGGCCCCACGGUGCCCACACUGGCAGACAUUGCCUGGAUCGCAGCAGAUGAGGAGUCUGAGACCUAUGCCAGAGUGCGGAGUGAUUCACGCCCUCUUAGACAUGAGUGGCGACCCACGCCUCUCCUGGUUAUGCACAGAAACUCCUCUGUUCCCAACUUCCGCCGCGACGUCAAGAAGGUGGAGACGCUGAGGAAGCCUGCGGUGACGGCCAUGAACCGUACCACCUCCCUGCAGGAUGAGCUGAGCAGACUCCGCUCCCAGAUCGCCAAGAUCGUAGCCACAGAAUCUGGCUCCAACCCCUUGACCCCUGACCUCCUGUCCCCCGACGACACCAGCAUGAGCUUUUCCAUGGCGCCCUUCGAGACGGCGCCCUACCAGCCCGCCGCCUCAGCCUCCUUCGUCAUCAGCGAUGUGACGGAAGAGGAAGAGGAGGAAGAUGAGGAGGAGGAUGUGGUGUCUGUGGUUUCGGAGCUUAUGCCGGACCCCAUGCCGCCCGCAAACAUGUCUGCCUCCAUGACGGCCUCGGCGACCUUUGACCUGGACCAUCCCAGCAUGGACUUCCGGGAGGCGGAGGAGGACACAGUGUCGCUGUCCAAGUCCACCAGCUUUGCUGACGUCAUGGACAUCCUGAAGGACAUGAACCGCAUGAAGAUGAGUAAGGACAGGUGCAACAGAGGCUGCACCUCCCUGAUGGGGGAGUCGGACUCCGCCUCGCUGAUCUCCGAGGCCUUGAGGAAGAAGUUUACCCUGAAGGAUGAAGACAUCAGGGGGAUGAAGAAACACAACUAGAGCCCCCGUAGUCCUCCACCUCCCCACGCCUGUGCCUGACGACCCAGUCCCGUGGAGACCCGGCUGCACCUCAUCAACCGUGGCAACGGUUAAACCAGAUGUCUGGAAAAACAAACCACCACCUCCCAGCAGGCCCAGUCAGUCUGAACCCAACCAAAUCUAAACCAUACCCUAGCUAUUAAAAAUAUUGCCAAGUCAGACCAUGGUAGCAGCUGGCUGAUAGGCACUAUUAGAUGGGUGCUGUUUGACGUAGCACAGAGAAUUUUCAACCAACCUUAACUUGUCGAUUCUUCCUCAAUUCCAGACUUGGAAGACAACUAAUGUCUUUUAAAAGUCCAUGUCUAGUUUCAGGGGGUUUGAAUUUAGAAAAAUCUAUUUUGUCUGCAACCCAUUAAUAAUGAUUAAAAAGAAAAGUCAAAAGGUUUGACAGCAGUACCAUAUAAAAUGCAAGUCAGUUGGGAACAGGUUUUUGAUGUCCCAUACCUUGGCAUCGAGUCUAUGAACUGACAUAUAAAACAAUUAUUGACAUCAAUCUGUUAAUUUUAAUUUAAGCUAUUAUAUAAAAUACUUACUACAAAAGAAUGAUCAAUAUAUGGGGCAUUGGACAGUCAGCCUUGUGCACCCUCUGUCACGAGGAAACAGAAUCAAUAGAACAGUCAGCCUUGUGCAGACUCUGCCACAAGGAAACAGAAUCUAUAUAAUGUGUUCUGGUACUGUCCAUCAGUGGCUCGCUUUUGGAGUCAGGUCCAGGAAUGGUUAUGUCAUAUCAGGGUUCAGAUGGACAUGCCGACUAUUGUUAUGGCAUCGGAACAACCACGAUCAGUCAAUGGGGAAAUAUCAUUGUAGUCUUGGGUAAAGUAUUUACUUUCAAGGCAAUAUCGGUAGAAAUGUUACAAAUAGGGAGGUUCAGGAGCCUCGUAAGACAUCACAGUAAAAUGGAGGGAUGUAUUGCAAAAGGAAAUUGCUAAAUGGCGUUAUACUGUGAAAGAUGGGUUAAUCUGUGGACACCGGAGGGCUGGAGUUAAGAUCACAAUGAAUGAUGGAUUGAAAAUCCAGCACUUGAAGAAAGAGUAAAUUAGAAAUAUAAAUGUAUAGUUAUUUAAUGACAGGUACCGUAGAUGUGAGCGAAACAGCUGUAAAUAGCAGAAGUAUUGUAGUCGGUUUAUUCCAAUCAGAGUAGGGAAAUUAACAAAUAAGGAGAUUGGAAAUGAUGCAGACAAUUUAAUGGAUAGAACCUACAAUCUAUCUGCAAUAUUAAAGCUGAUCUACCCCCCCCCCAAAAAAAGAAAAGUGAAUUCAUGUUUUGCUCCAUGAGGUAAUCCAACAAUGUGUACACUGCCAUCGUGCUCAUCUUCUCUCAUUGAUUAAGUCAGGUGGGUGUCCACCCUGUAGUGCCGCAUGUCAUGAUGAAACWCACAUGACUUUGAAAUAGUCAAGAUGGUGGCGUACACAUUGUUGGAUUACUUCAUAGAUCAAAAAAUGUAUAACAGCAUAUUCUAAAUUCAAACGAACCCCCUGCAACUAGAUAUGGAUGUUUUAGAAUACAUUUGGUCUUCCAAGUCAGGAAUUGAGGAAGUCUCGCCAAGUAAACGUUGGUUGAAAAUUCUAUGUGCUAUGCCAAACAGUACCUAACCUGUAACGGCUGAUGGAGCGUCACAUUAGCCAUUACAAUAUGCUAGCUAAACCACACCCCUCCUGUUAUUCAAUCAACACUCUGUUUACACUCACUGUCUGCUCCCACACACCUUCCAAAAAGGUAGAUUCCUUAUCCCAUUGCUUCAGGAGCAACGUCAUGGCAACGUGAUUUUGUGGGUGCUGUAUAACAUGCCCUACAGAUUCACCUACUUUGAUGGCUCUCGCUAAUCACCAGACUGACUCCAGUGCUGCCUAGUCAUCUUUUUAUGUACAGGCUGGGGUUUCUCUAGGAUAUAGUACCUGUCCUAGUACCACGAGAGAAACCAUUUCCCACUUCUUUUUUUGUUGACAAGCUUAGACUUUGAACAGUAGAAUUGUGGAUGGAUGCAUUUGUUGGAGUGGGAUAGUUGUAUUUUUUUCUCAUUUUGUUUCUGUAUAGUCGUGAUAAUACAUACUUGAAGUUGUAUGUACAAAUAAGACUGCGGAGAGUAACGGAUUACUACAAAACACUUAAUACUCUGUUCAUUUACAGCUAAAAAUCUCACGUUUUUCAGUGUAUAGUUGCAUUAGAAAUACAAUAAUGACCUUGCGGUCAUAGUCAAUGUGUACAACAUAGGUUUAUUUAUUUGCAGUCUUCUUCAGGACCUACUCAUUUAACCCAUUGCAUCAAUACGAGAGAACUUUAUUGCUGGCCUUGGGGGUAAUGACUCUCAGAAUUGAGCUUGAUUGAUGGCCCUUUGGUAAACAUGAUACAGAUAAAUAAAUCCCAAUUAAAAUCAGUGGACGGCCAUGGCUAAAUAUGAAUGAUAUGUUUUUGAUGUGUAGUCUUCGGACUUGUGUGAUACAAGGAAAGCUUGGAAGACUUAUACACCUACGGUAAAAUGUGAAUGAAAGUUCUCUUUCCUUGUGUGAUGUUGAGCUAUAUCUGCCUGUUAAGACACCAGAGAACAACUGUACAGGUUUUUUUAUGUAGAUACAAAAUGUCAGAUUUCCCUAUGGUGUAGAAUGCGUGGCUCUUGGGAAUGUGACAAUGUGCAUGUUUACUGUCACGAUACACUAAAAGAAAUGAGUAUGAGUGA
Salvelinus sp. IW2-2015 is the source of this 3912-nucleotide messenger RNA. RefSeq names its product mitochondrial fission regulator 1-like (gene mtfr1l). The record is from RefSeq and is a predicted model, not a curated record. Gene Ontology annotation, biological process: mitochondrial fission; aerobic respiration. Lineage: Eukaryota; Metazoa; Chordata; Actinopteri; Salmoniformes; Salmonidae. Gene Ontology annotation, cellular component: mitochondrion.